UUAUCUUUAUAUAACAAAAUUUCUGGAGGAAAAAAGGGAACACAGUGACUAUAAAAUGGAGAUAACCUUUUUAUUUAUCAUUUGCUGUUUCUCUUUUUCGAAUGAGCAUAUUCUUACCAUUUCUCGUACAUGCUAGAAUUUCGUCAUCUUCUGGUAUCCUUUUUAUUGAAAAGAAUACAACUUGAAAAAUGUCUAAUCAGAUUGUCAAGUUAAUACAUAGUUAUUUAGUAUUGGAGUGAAAUAGACCUUCUUGUUCAGUCAUACUCUUUCUGUCCCUAUGUGAUAUAGUUUGACUAGACACUAAGUUUAAAAAAGAAAGGAAGACUUUUGAAACUUGUGGUCUAAAACAACUCAUAAAUAUUUGUGAAGCUGUAAAUCAUUUCAUUAAGGGUAAAAGGGGAAGUUUUAAGUUAAAUUAUUUCUAAAAAUAGAAAUGUAUCAUUCUUUUGGGACGGAUUAAAAGAAAAAUAUAUCACAUAAAUUGAGACAGAGGGAGUAUAUGUUUUCACAUAUAGUUAGCUUUUUUUUUCUCCUGUUUGUUUUCAUUAGAUAGCCAGCUGGGAUGUUGCUGGGAUACGGCACUUUCAAUGUUUUUCCCUUUGGUGAUUAUAUAAUUGUUGGUUACCAAAAGAAAUAGACCUGGAUAGACUUGAAUAGAUGUAAAGUGGUAAAAUUAAAAAAAAAAAAAGAAAAGAAAAAAAGAAAAGAUAUAAGUAUUCAUCUAUUCAUAAAGUUGUCGCAACUAAAUUUGGGGAUUGAGAGGGUGGAGAUGACCGUUGCAAUUUUUUCAUGUGAGCACAUUCUUUGUCGCUUUUAGUAAAAGGGGCUAAAACAGUUUUUCCUAUACAUGCAUGUAGGAGGUGUAAGAGUUUGGCUAUAGCAGGUUUUAGGAGAGUAGAGGUGGGCCUAAGAAGAACUAGAGGGAGGUGAUUAGACAAAACAUGACGCAUCUUCAGCUUCAUCGCAAAUCAACGUUGAAAAGAUCUUCCAUGGUAUCCCCGAUGUUGUUGAUGUUCAUUCCUUCGACCAUCUGGAUUUGUAUAAAGAGAAAGAAGAAUCGAUUGCAUAAUACCAGAUGGUUUGGUACAUCAACCGUUUUAUUUGCAAAAGCAAUUUUGGCAUGGGGCGAUCUUGAUGAUAAGGUUCAUGCAAAAGAACAGUGUACCAUCACCGACAACAUUAAUACAUAAAGUCGGACUCCUUGAUGAUGCACUUCAUUGUGGCUUCUGGCGUUGGAGAUAUUCUCUUCCUUUUUUCAGUUCUCUUCUUAUACUCUAUAAGCCCUGCGGAUGACGCAAUGGUUUUUAUGGGCUUCGUUUGUGUACAAGUUGCUCCGAUUAUGGCAUUCGUUAUGAUAUACGAAAUUUGUUCUUCACGUCGAGCUCGAGACAGAACAAGGAGUACAUCCACUAACUACUUGAGUUGUUGUGAUGAACUCCAUCACUACGUGCCUUCAUCAGAAGCAUGUCCCAUAAGAAGAAGAUUGCAAGAGCUGAGGCACCAAAUUGCUCUUCUAAACCGUGAAAGUUAUGAGUUUGAAAACUUUACCUUGAGAGAGUUGCAUUCUGCAUUUAAUGUCUUCGGAAUUCGUUACAUGAAUGAAGAAGAGAUAAAUGCCUUAUAUGUUCGCAAGUGCAAAGGCAUUGGUUUAGAGAGGUAAAUCACAAGCAUUUAAGUCAUGCUUAUUCUCUCAAGCCACGAGUGAUCAGUAUCAUGAGGAUGCACCACCAACACAAGCCUUGUCUUCUUCAGCCUCAGCUAAGGUACUU
This is a messenger RNA of Lycium ferocissimum, 1769 nucleotides long. RefSeq lists its product as uncharacterized. NCBI's taxonomy places the organism in Eukaryota, Viridiplantae, Streptophyta, Magnoliopsida, Solanales, Solanaceae. The transcript has 7 exons. The record is from RefSeq and is a predicted model, not a curated record. Bases 1205 to 1660 code for a protein of 151 amino acids.